Messenger RNA from Zymoseptoria tritici IPO323, 1422 nucleotides. RefSeq lists its product as uncharacterized. Bases 1 to 1422 code for a protein of 473 amino acids. Gene Ontology annotation, molecular function: oxidoreductase activity. The transcript is spliced from 3 exons. Lineage: Eukaryota; Fungi; Ascomycota; Dothideomycetes; Mycosphaerellales; Mycosphaerellaceae. The record is from RefSeq and is a predicted model, not a curated record.
AUGUCCUGGCCUAAUCCCUUCCGCCGCAACACAGCCAACACCAAGACCUGCUGGGGCUACACUUUCGAGCUUACCGACAAGCAUCCUACCGCCGAACAAACCGAUCCUCUCAAAUACUCGUACGAUACCAUCGCCGAACGAGUCCUCGAUCGACUCAACGAGAUCUCGCCACCAGCGCAGAAACAGCUCCCGAGACAUAGCAGCCAAUUUACGAAGAAGGACGCGGAAGCCCCAAAGAUACCCUCUCGCGACCUUUAUGCUGUUCUGAGAGACAAUGCUGAGAAUGAUGGAUUGCUGUCGGAGUUUUGGAAGGAGAUCAACAUCGUUCCGGAGUGGGUUGACUGGGCACAGCUAGAACGAGGGCAGGAUGUGUUCUAUCGAUAUGGCGGCGCAUGUCUCACUGGAUUGGCAUACCAGUCUCUUCUGGGAGGUAUGGGUGCAGCGAGGGUAGUAGAGACUUUGGCACGAACAGGUGGAUUCUCGACAAAGGUGGCUCGCGGCAGACUAUACGAGACGACACAACAUAUCUUGCAGUGUACCAAGUCGCUGGAGAGCAUGCAGCCGGGAGGAGAUGGGUUCGCAUCGACGAUCCGGGUUCGCCUACUGCAUGCUGCUGUUCGACAGCGGAUUAUGAAGUUGCGGCAGUCGAAACCAGAAUACUACGACGUUGAAGCCUGGGGUAUACCUAUCAACGACUUGGAUAAUCUGGCCACGAUAGCGACCUUUUCCGCCACGCUCAUGUACAUCAGUCUGCCACGGCAAGGCAUCUACCCACGGAAACAGGAAAUUGCAGACUACAUCGCAUUGUGGAGAUACAUUGGACAUGUCAUCGGAUGUCCACCAGGCUGGUUCGACACGCCAGAAGACGCAGAACGAUUAAUGGACACCCUUCUCAUGAACGAGAUCCAGCCCACAGAGACGUCAAAAAUUCUUGCUAAUAAUGUAAUCAAAUCUCUCGAAGGCCAACCGCCUGGAUUUGCUUCCGCCGACUUUCUUAUCGCCUCCGCCCGGUGGUUGAAUGGCAACGAUCUCUGCGACGAGCUCGGUCUUGCGAGACCAAGCGUUUACUACUGGGCACUCAUGGCCGGGCAGUGCCUAUUCUUCUGCUUCUUCUCCUAUACGUACCGCUCGAUUCCGUCUUUGGAUCGGAAGAAGAUCGCCAUGCUGAAGACGGUAUUCUAUAACAUCAUUGUACAUACACCAUCUGGAUUGAAGGGCAAGGAGACAACGUUUGACUUCAAAUACGUGCCGGAAUACAGUACCAUCACGGAAAUGGGAGAGGCGGCGGAUGAUCGGGCAACGCAUUCGCAUGUCGAGAGCCGGAAUUUGAAGACGUUGCUUGUUGGAGCGGGUGUCAUGGUCGUUGGCGCGUAUGUGUCGAUCCGAAUCGGAAGUGGGAUGUUGAGUCUUGUUGGUUGGUAG